AAAUGCAUACAAGCAAAAUAGAAACUCCAGUAGUUCUACAGAUCUUAGAAACCCUAAUUUGAAGUUUCUGCAAAGAUGGCGACUGAAGAACCAGUUGUAGCAAUUGAGCCUGUGAAUGAACAGGUGGCGGUAGCUGAACCGGCGACGGAAGAAAAUCCACCGGCGGAGAUUGAUGAACCAAAGAAAGAGAAGGAGAUCAAGGCGAAAAAAUCAUCUGCUCCGAGGAAGAGAAAUCCUCCGACUCAUCCUUCCUACUUUGAGAUGAUUAAAGAGGCGAUUGUAACAUUGAAGGAUAAAACUGGAUCGAGUCAGUAUGCGAUCACAAAGUUCAUUGAAGAUAAGCAGAAAAAUCUUCCAUCAAAUUUCAGGAAAAUGUUGCUUGUUCAAUUGAAGAAGCUUGUGGCUUCUGGUAAACUUGUCAAGGUUAAGAGCUCCUACAAGCUUCCAGCUCCAAAGGCAGCUGCUACUGCGCCUGCUAAGAAGAAGCCAGUAGCUAAGCCAAAAGCAACACAGGCAAAGAAGGCAACCAAGGCAAAGCCGAAGCCAAAACCAAAGGUUGUUGCUCCAAAGGCUAAAACUGCUACCAAAUCAAAAGCUAAGCCAAAGCCUGUUGUUGCUGCUAAAGCUAAACCAGCUGCAAAGCCUAAGGCAGUUGUAGCAAAGCCGAAAGCAGCUGUAAAGACUAAAGCCCCUGUGAAAGCUAAGGCUGCUGUAAAGCCAAAAGCGGCUAAUGAGAAGCCAGCUAAGGUAGCAAGGACAUCUACAAGGUCGACUCCGUCGAGGAAAGCUGCACCGAAGCCAGCUGCCAAAAAGGCGCCGGUGAAGAAAACUCCGGUGAAGAGUGUGAAAUCUAAGACCGUGAAAUCGCCGGCGAAGAAAGCAUCUGCCAGAAAGGCGAAGAAGUGAUCGAGUGUAGGAGGAGGGGUAGCAUUGUAAAUUUUCUUCAUCUUUGUGGGUGGUUUGUAUGGGCGGCCCAAUAUAGAAAAUAGUAUUUUAAAUUCCAGUUGUAAUUUUCCUUUUUUUGUUUUAUAAUAAUCCAUUUUAGUUGA
Messenger RNA from Solanum stenotomum, 1049 nucleotides. RefSeq names its product histone H1-like. Bases 76 to 906 code for a protein of 276 amino acids. Gene Ontology annotation, molecular function: structural constituent of chromatin; nucleosomal DNA binding; double-stranded DNA binding. The record is from RefSeq and is a predicted model, not a curated record. The transcript is spliced from 2 exons. Gene Ontology annotation, cellular component: nucleosome; nucleus. Lineage: Eukaryota; Viridiplantae; Streptophyta; Magnoliopsida; Solanales; Solanaceae. Gene Ontology annotation, biological process: nucleosome assembly; chromosome condensation; negative regulation of DNA recombination.